Messenger RNA from Schistosoma spindalis, 1590 nucleotides. The record is from the annotation of a GenBank genome assembly. NCBI's taxonomy places the organism in Eukaryota, Metazoa, Platyhelminthes, Trematoda, Strigeidida, Schistosomatidae.
AUGAGCUUUGGGAAUUUCUUGAGACGCAUAUCAUUCGACAGUGAAAAAGUUCAUACCGACUCAUCAACUCCUGAAGGUAAUGAUCCACCUGGGAUGAAUUCAUUUUUCACAUCACCAAGUCGAAUAUUCGAAAGUGUAAAUGCAAAAACAGGUCAUCUAGUAUCAGAUUUAAAUCAGAAAUUAGAUAUCAGUGGCAAACUCGACUCGAUUAAACAAGUUUCGGUUGGUAAACUGGAACAUGUUGUACGUGGGCCUUCUGUGAAUCGAUCAGAUAGUAAAGAUGAGACUCAGAAAGACGAUACUAUAGAAAAUAUUCCUAGGAUGUCCUAUUUCGAUCAAGAUGUCAGGGAUUCGACUUCAAAUCUUUCUUCACAGGCACCUUCUAAUAAUAGAUCUAUAGUGGAUUUAGAUAAAUCACAGAAAGAAAAGUCUACAAGUUAUGUACAUUAUUCACCAAGUUGUGAUUCCCAAAGAUCUGAAGAAUCCCACUUAACAUCAAGUGGUAGUGCAUUGAGACGACAAAGUACACAAAAUACUCCACGUCCACCUAGACCACCCCCUCCAAGUACUGCAGCAUUGAGUAGAGCUAUGAGCUUGGAUGAAACGAAUCUUUCUGCACAAAUGAAAUCAUCUUCAUUCCAAGAAGACAGAAAUCAGUCAAUAGAUGAGCAGCCAGUUGAUCAAAAAUUAAAAUAUCUUGGAAAGGAUCGUAGUCAACCGUCUAAAUUAAUAGACGAACCACGUGUACUACAGCAACCUAGCGCAUCUGUGAUUGAGGAGGAGGAAAACAGUUCAGCAUCUGAAUAUGGUGAAAAUGGUGAUCAACCAAUUUAUAAACAGGAAAGAGACUUAGUACUUACCGCAAGCGAUCAAACUAGUUCCACAACGAAGUCAUAUGAAGCUGAGAAUAUGUCAACAGAAGAUAAAACAUUUGCUCCUCCAUGUCCAACUGUACCAGAUUCUCCUAGUAUAGAAAAAAUUCAAGAAUUUAUGGAUUUAUAUACAUCAGCUUUGAUAAUAGGCCGAUCGGAUUACUUAAAGAGUAAAGAAAAUGAAUUACAAGAACUAUUGAUUAUGCCAUCUGGGAGAAUUGCAUUUAUUAAUGCGCUAGAACAAGAGUCUCGUCGUACACAAGGUUUGGUUGAUUUACAAGCAUUACCAAAACUGCUUGAUCAAAUAAGUUUAUUACUUGUGGAAUGUCAAAACGCUGAAGACUUUCAACCAGCUAAGAAACUUCUCACUAUAUCACUGAAGUUUUAUACUUACGAUCCAUCGGUAUCUACGGAUCGAACCUUUAUUUUCGUGUAUAUCAAAAGUCAACCAAUUUGGCAAUCUUUAAGGUUUUGGAAUGCCUGCUUUUUCCAAUCUUUACAGGAGGCACGUUCAAAGGCGGAGGAAUCAUCAUAUGAUUCAACUAAAGUAUCUUCUUCGACAACAUACGAUCAGUUGAAAUCAUAUUUGCAGACGAUGAAUGUGUUCAGUUUGCACGAAACCAUCAAACAAGAAUUCCUGCGAAAACAAGCCGAUCUAUUCAAUUUGAAUGAUGAUGAAAUAAACUCAUUACUAUCGGUUAUCUCAUCGGCAGAUUAA